This is a messenger RNA of Lithohypha guttulata, 1437 nucleotides long. RefSeq lists its product as uncharacterized. The record is from RefSeq and is a predicted model, not a curated record. The coding region runs from base 1 to 1437 and encodes 478 amino acids. The transcript has 2 exons. Lineage: Eukaryota; Fungi; Ascomycota; Eurotiomycetes; Chaetothyriales; Trichomeriaceae.
AUGCGACUUCACGACCCGAUCAUGUCAGAAUACGAAUUUGAACAACUUCCUCCGACACUGCAGAGAAAGUAUUUCUCUAGCUUGGAGCGUCUACGACUCGUUCACGAUGCAGAAAACUCCAAAGCACAGUCUCGGUCUGGGAGGAGGCCGUUCGUUCCACAGAUUGGAGGAUCACGAAAGCCCAGCGUCUCUUCUGCUGCCUCGACGGAUCGCAGCUUCUCAACUACGAGCCAUCCACGAGCCCGCUCCAGCUCGUGCCUACGAAAAACCUCACGGAAAGCAACAACACCGACCACCACACUAACCAACCCAUGGGGUCUCGCGGCGCUUCCUGCCGCCAUCCUACGCAAGCAAUUCUCAACUGAAGAACAAUACCACAUCGCCGGCCGACUAAAUCUGGUCAUACUUGACGCAGCUGACGAAGCUCUGUACAAGCAGUACCACCAGCGAAUCAACUUAGCGAACAGACACUCUCUCGACCUAGACUUACGCAACGGAACGGAAGGAUACGAUUCGGAAGAGGAGGAAGACGUUAUGGAUCCAAAAGAUUUCGAAAGCUUUCGCUGGCUCGACCAAGACAAUGAGUUAGAUCUGAGAUUGGACGACUAUCAUGCCAUCAGUUCGGAUCUGAGCUCUCGCACAUCCCCACAGCCAGCCUUCGGACGCUCAUACCGACGUGGUCUUUCUUUUUCCAAUGCAUCCUUUCGACGACGUAGCUCCUCGGCCACAUCAUUACACAGCCCUCCAUCCAUAGGCUUGACCCCAACUAGGACAGCACCAUUGUUGCCGGCAGCGCUCCUUCAACCACGACAUCGAAGCACAACCUCGACCACGUCGGUCGAUCCAUCUGCAACACACUAUCAAGACCCAGCAGCGAAGUUGAAGCUGAGGGUAUACCUCGCAUCUCCACAGAAAUUCGACGAGGCGAUUGAAUUUGGCUUCCCUUCAUUGCAUACGGGAGCGGUCUCGUCUUCAACCAGACCCAAGACAAGUGCUGGGAUUAUCGAUGUGCGGCCCAAGACGUUUCUAGCCGACGACACUCCUUCUUUGUCGGAGGACGAGAGAUCGGAAUAUUUCCAUCAAGACAGUCCCCGAACUCCCAUAGAAAUGUCGUUUCCUCCUCAAAGACCAUCACAAAAGAGCAGUACCGAUCGCUCCACAUAUUUUCGACCCCGGGCGGUUCACAAUUAUGGCGAUAGCUACGCACACGUCCCUGCGUCUGACCGGGAAAUGACUCUCAAAAUGACCCUGACACGACCCGAGCUGCGAGCGCUGGAAGACAGUGAGAUUGCCCGGCAGACGAGGAUCAACGACAUGCCACUCGAAAAAGUGCCGCUGACAGUACCCAUAGGAGGUUCUACGUCGAUAUGGGACGACCUACCGGAGGAACCUUCGAGAUUCAAAAGGUUCUUCAAAAAGCUUAAAGGACGCGCCUAA